AAAAGAGAAGAUAUGGCACCUCCGCCACCUCCCCACUCAGUCCCGACCUCUCUCACCCUGCCUCAUCUGAUCCUCCUGCACCUCCCUCGGCAACACCCUUGUCUCUCUUCUUAUCUUCUUCUUCUUCUGAUAGUUUUUCCAUUUCAUGGGCUUCGGAUAGCAGUAUAAGUAUUUGCUAAGUUAGAAUAAAGAUGCAAAUGUGCAUCCCAUGCCUCUUUUCUGCUUCAUGAAUCUUUGUUCUGAUUUGUGAAUGGCAUUUUUCCCACUUUGCAUUGCUGUUGUGGAUGAUCUGUUGCUCCAGUCAAAGCUGGGUUCAUUGCUUGUAUUUGCUAAAUUAUGUUUUCACCAGCAAAUAAAGUAGCUGUUUCAUUCUUGUUGCUAUAAAGGUGGAGAUAAAAGUUAAUUGGGAUCCUGUCCCUUCCCUUGCUUCUGAAAGAGUAACCAUGGCCUCUUGGAGUAUAAGAUUUCUAAAUCAAAGCUUAGGAAAGAGGAGAGCUUCGAGGAGAUUUGAAGAUGUAAAGAUUUUUCACAUCAGUAAAUUGGCGGAUAAAGAGGAAUAGAAGAAAUAGCUUUGUAUGCCGUCAUUUGAGUUUGCAGGACCCUCGGAGAGUCCAAUCUAAGUGAGGAGACGGCUGUGGAAGAUGGGCAGUGGUGGAGGAGACGGAGGUGCUGAUAUGGAAGAUUGGCAGUGGUGAUGGUGGUGCCAUUAUCUUCUUUUUCUAAUUAAUUAAUCAUUGUAAGUGGACUAUUAUGCCCUUUAAACAAGUCACAUGAGAUGCAUGCGACUUAGUUUGGCCGGAAAAAGUCAUCGGAAAUUCAAUUGAGGGUGCAACAUGCCUAUUUUUAAAUAGAUCAGGGGGCAUCGUGUAACUUUUUAGAGGCUGGGGGCAUAGUACAACUAGUCCCAAAGGUUAAGGGCAAAUUACAUUUUACUCUUAAUAAUAAACUAUUUGUCAUUUCCUAAAGACUUUCUGUGUAGGUGAAUAAUUGUUGACCUCGAACUAUCCGUGCAUUUAUAUUGAUUAGGGCACUUGCGUCUGAAUGCAUGUCGCGGCACUAUAUAUACGUACUACAAGUCUGCAUAUAUGAUGUAUCAUAUAUUCAUCAUAAGUGUGUAUCUAUUUUGUGGGAGGGAUUGGUGAGAUUGGGUGUGGAGGACUAUAGGGGCGAUAUUGAUGAUGUUACUAUUAUUAGAUUGUGAGAUGAGCGGAAUUAGGGUGUUAGGGCGAAUGGAUGAUAAAAGGGUUGGGCUGCUUAACCUCAAAGCCGCCCUCAACUUCCCAAAAUGUGCCGCUCUUCCCACACGGCGAUCCGAUCAGGAAGACUGCUGCCGAUGGGAGGGAGUUGAGCGCAACAUCAUCAAUACUACGUGGGUGGCCGGGCUCCGACUCAGUGUUAAAGACUAUGGGCUCAUAUGGCCGUGGUCUCUUGAUGCUUCCGUGUUCCUUCCUGUUGAGGAACUACAAGUACUCGACUUGAGCUGGAAUAAUGUUCUUGCUGGUUUGAAGCUGGAGACACUAGACAUUUCGGAUAAUAGAAUGAUCAACGAGGGUGAGUUCUCGGUCAUUGGGCGUAUGACAUCUCUUAAGCACCUGUCAAUUCAAUGGAAUCAUCUGAACAACUCAAUAUUCGAAGGCAAGUACUCCGAGAAAUAAUUUCUUUUAACUUGGGCAGCAUUUGGGGUAGUCAUGGCAUAUGUAAACGGUUAAUUUAUUAAUUACUAUAAUUAAUUGUGGCUUCCAUUAAUUUAACUAGCUGCAAUUCAAAAGGCCUGUGUAGAUUGACGGGUCUUGAGGAGUUAGAUAUCAGUUCAAAAUGAAUUCGUGGGCAGCAUUCCACGGUGCCUUUUCAACAUGAUCUCCGUCUUUCUAUAUGCCCGACCUUUCUCGUAACUAUUUUGGUGGCGCCAUUCCACCGUCACUCUUCUCCAGCCUCAAGUUGCUUAAAUUUAUCUCUUUCCGGCAAUGCUUUCGGAGGCUCAAUUUCACUUGCCUCAUUGGCUAACAACUCUAAGCUCAGAGUGUUUGACCUCAUGAACGACUACCAUGAAUCGAGGAUUGAAACAAAGAAUCCUCCAUAUGCCCGGUCACUUCAGUUAAUCCGCUUCGGCUUAUCAAACCGCAAUUUCAGCAAGCCGAAUGGUACUGCUCCCAGUUUUCUACUGCAGCAACAUGACUUGGUAGUACUUAAAACUCAGCAAUUGUGGAUUGGAGGGAGAGUUCCCAAGUUGGAUACUGCACAACAACAAAAAGCUAAAAGCCAUCAAUCUUAGGGGUAACACUAUCUCUGGUAGGCUCGGCUUGAAUUCCACUUUCAUCAAUAUACAAAAAUGAAGGCGGACGAUCUGUCCUCCAAUUCUUUGGAAGGAGACCCCCCGUCUUAUAUUGGCUUCAUCUUUCCAUAUUCGAUGUCUCUGAAUGUGCCCGGAAAUUCCUUGCAAGGUGGAAUCCCUUCUUCAAUGUGUCAGACAGGACAGUUGCAGAUCCUAGACGUGUUUAGUAACAGAUUUGUAGGAGAGCUACCGGAGCAACUAAUGCGUUGUCAAUCACUGUCAUACUUGCAGUUGUCAAACAAUAGUUUGAGAGGCCAGGUUUUACAAAUGGCAGCAAACUUGUCACGAUUGAUGUAUCUGUACUUGAGUAACAAUCAAUUUUCUGGGGAGAUGUCACCGUGGUUGCUCAAUAGCCACCCUUUUUUAACUUUUCUGGACGUGAGCAAUAACUCCUUGUCAGGAUCUAUACCAGAUUGGGUUGGAAAUUUCCAAGGACUGGAUUACCUUAUACUGGCAAGUAAUAAUUCCUUCAAGUUGUCCUACACCAGAACAUUUGCAUUUGGAAAGAAACAACCUCACGGGAGCAUUGCCACAAUGUUCGGAACAACAAGUUGUCAGGUGGUAUUCCUUCUUGGACUUGGUUUUCUUUCAAACUUGAGGGCUCUCUUGCUUGCAGGAAAUAGUUUUGAAGGGCUAAUACCACAGGAGCUGUGCCAGGCAAACAGUAUAAGCAUAAAUGAUCUCUCUCACAAUCAUCUUUCUGGAAGAAUUCCUUCAUGCUUUAGUAAAUUGGCAUUUGGGAAUUCACGGAUUCCUGAGGGGACAUUUACGCAUUCUUCUCUAGCUACGCACUGUCACAAGUUUUAUGGUGAAAAAACACCAAUUAAAGUUCAUUUAACAGUUCUUCAAGAGGUGGGUGUUCCUCCAGAAGUGCACUUCACAUCAAAGCAUAGGUUGGAAUCAUAUAAAGGUCACAUUUGGUAUCAUAUGUCCGGGCUGGAUCUCUCUUGUAAUAACUUGUCCGGCUCCAUUCCCUUCCAACUCUGCAAUUUGAGUAAUAUUCAUUCCCUGAACGUCUCAUACAAUCUUCUGGUUGGAGAAAUUCCGGUUUCUUUCUCUAAUUUAUACCAAAUAGAGUGCCUGGACUUCUCGCACAACAGCUUAAGUUGCAAGAUACCUCCUCAAUUGAUAAAAACUGCAGUUCCUAUCGUCAUUCAGUGUGGCCCGCAACAACUUGUCCAGCAUGACACCGGAGCAGAAAAAUCAAUUUGCGACUUUCGUAAGAGUGAGUUACGAAGGUAACUGCUUCUUAUGUGGACUGCCGUUGGGGAGUUGCAGCGGUUUGAAGGGAUCACCAACUCUGCCACCCUCAGAGCAUCAAGAGGACUCUUUUAUGAUCACCUUCAUCUGGAGCUUUGCAGGAUCAUAUGCCGUGGCAUUCUUCGUCACUGUCUUCUUCUUGUACCUCGACUCUUACUACAGGACCCUAUUCUUUGAUUUCAUCUUAGUACAGGACUCUCUUCUUUAAUUUCAUCUGUAGGUAGAUCCUGUCAUCCCGUACUUUUAUUGAUAGGCUUUUUUUCCAUGUACUGAAUAAGAGGAAUUCCCCGUACUCUUAUGUCCUCUAAAAUGUCUUUCUCUGUGUGUAAUUCAUGUUUCUUUCUUAUGACAGUGUACUGCAUUAUGC
Molecule: messenger RNA, 3959 nt
Organism: Punica granatum (pomegranate)
Lineage: Eukaryota; Viridiplantae; Streptophyta; Magnoliopsida; Myrtales; Lythraceae
Source: RefSeq, a predicted model, not a curated record